AUGCCCGAGGAAACUUUCACCCCCAUUGGCCAGAAGGUCGAGGAUAUCGCUCCCGGCGCCGUCGAGGCCCAGGCCGAGGAUGACGAGCCCCGCGGUGUCGAAGAGAUCGAGUCUCUCUGCAUGAACUGCCAUGAGAACGGAACAACACGUCUUCUCCUUACCCAGAUUCCCUAUUUCCGCGAAAUCAUCAUCAUGUCCUUCUCUUGCGACAAGUGCGGCUUCCAGAACAACGAGAUCCAGCCUGCCGGCACCUUCCAGCUCAAGGGUGUCCACGUCGAGCUUCGCCUGACUCAGAUGGAGGACUUCGCCCGCCAGGUCGUCAAGUCUGAUACCGCCACUGUCAAUUUCAUCGAGCUGGACGUCGAGGUCCCCGCUGGCCGCGGUCAGCUUACCAACGUUGAGGGUCUUCUGAGCACCAUUAUCGACGACCUCGAGUCUGGCCAGGCGGACCGCAAGGAGCAGCAACCCGAGGUCUAUGAGAAGAUUGAGGAGAUCAUCAAGAAGGGUCGCAAGAUGCUCGCUGGCGAGGCUUUCCCCUUCCGUGUUUCCGUUGACGACCCGGCCGGCAACUCCUUCAUCACCCCCGACAUGCGCGACGGUGUUGGCAAGUGGGAGAAGCGCGAGUACCUCCGUACCAAUGAGCAGAACGAGGCCCUCGGUCUCACCGACACCACCAACGAAGGCCUUACAGAGACCGGCGACAUCGUCCCCGACACCGUUUACGCUUUCCCCGCCACCUGCCCCGGCUGCAUGCACCCUUGCACCACCAACAUGAAGAUGGUCGAUAUCCCCCACUUCCGUCAGGUCGUCAUCAUGAACACCACUUGCGACGACUGCGGCUACAAGUCCAACGAUGUCAAGACCGGCGGUGAGGUGCCCGAGAAGGGUAAGAAGGUCACCAUCAAGGUCAGGAACUCGAUCGAUCUCGCCCGCGACAUCCUCAAGAGCGAGUCCUGCUACCUCGAGUGCCCCGAGCUCAACCUUUCCGUCAACCCCGGCACCCUUGGCGGCCGCUUCACCACGGUCGAGGGUCUCCUCACACAGGUCCGCGACGACCUCCACAACCAGAUCUUCCAGAUCGGCGCCGAGGACCCCGCCGCCGUCCACGCUGGCGACUCCCUCCCCGCUGAGGAGAAGGCCCGCUGGGACAAGUUCUUCACCGACCUCAACGCCGCCAUCAAGGGCGAGCGCGAGUUCACCAUCAUCCUCACCGACCCCAUGGCCAGCUCCUACGUCCAGAGCUUGGCUGACGACCCGACCCAGCCCGAUGAGCAGAUGACUGUGGAGGAGUACGAGCGUACCGAUGAGGAAGAGGAGGAGCUCGGUCUCAAGGACAUGAAGACCGAGAACUACUCUGCGGAUGAUUAA
Molecule: messenger RNA, 1368 nt
Organism: Neurospora tetraspora
Lineage: Eukaryota; Fungi; Ascomycota; Sordariomycetes; Sordariales; Sordariaceae
Product: ZPR1 zinc-finger domain-containing protein
Exons: 2
Coding region: 1-1368 (455 amino acids)
Cellular component (GO): nucleus; cytoplasm
Molecular function (GO): zinc ion binding
Source: RefSeq, a predicted model, not a curated record